Molecule: messenger RNA, 4966 nt
Organism: Phodopus roborovskii (desert hamster)
Lineage: Eukaryota; Metazoa; Chordata; Mammalia; Rodentia; Cricetidae
Gene: Sash1
Product: SAM and SH3 domain containing 1
Exons: 21
Coding region: 229-4278 (1349 amino acids)
Molecular function (GO): protein binding
Source: RefSeq, a predicted model, not a curated record
CGCCUGCUCGGGGAAUCCAGUUCGCUGCUAGACGCGUCUGGCUCACGCUCGCUCUCUCCCAGGCUGCUUCCCAUGGCUUUGGCUCUGCGGCCGGAGCCUACCCACUAACGGAGAAACUUUUCCAGCCGUUUCUUCUCCCCACCCCCUUCCGGGAGAGGAUUAAAAGUUCCAAGAACUGGUGCCGCCAGUGCCACUUGGGUACUCGCCCGCGAGUUCCCAGUCUCAGCCAUGUGCACCAACAUAGUUUACGAGUGGCUGAAAGCGUUACAGCUCCCGCAGUACGCCGAAUCCUUCGUGGAUAAUGGCUAUGAUGACCUGGAAGUGUGCAAGCAGAUCGGAGACCCGGACCUGGACGCCAUCGGGGUGCUGGCUCCAGCGCACCGCAGGCGCAUCCUGGAGGCUGUGUGCCGGCUGCGGGAGCAGGAUGCGGCCGCCGCCGGCCUCUACUUCACGCUCGAGCCGCAGCCGGUGCCACCCGCACCGCAGGUGGACGCGGUGCCCCCGGGCCGCCGGGGGGAGCCAUGUGGCAGCUCUGCCCAGGGCACUCGCGGGGACCCCCGCGGCCAGGCGAGCGCUCCCCGCAGCAGGGAGCUGGUGAGCUACCCCAAGCUGAAGCUGAAGAUCAUGAUCCGGGAUAAGCUGGUCCGUGAUGGCAUCCACCUGAGCAAGCCCCCGUAUUCGCGCAAGGAUGGUUCCCUGGGAAACAUUGAUGACUUGGCUCAGCAGUAUGCAGACUAUUACAAUACCUGCUUCUCUGAUGUUUGCGAGCGGAUGGAGGAGCUUCGGAAGCGGCGAGUUUCCCAGGACCUGGAUUUGGAGAAACCCAACGCCAGCCCCACGUCACUUCAGCUGCGGUCCCAGCUCGAAGAGUCCCUUGGUUUCUGCAGCGCUGUGUCGACUCCAGAAGUGGAAAGAAAGUACCCGCUUCAUAAAUCAAACUCAGAAGACUGCUGUGUAGGAAAAGGAGACUGGAAGAAGAAAAAUAAGUACUUCUGGCAGAAUUUUCGAAAGAACCAAAAAGGAAUAAUGAGACAGACUUCAAAAGGAGAAGAUGUGGGCUACGUCGCAAGUGAGAUAACGAUGAGCGACGAGGAGCGGAUUCAGCUCAUGAUGAUGGUCAAGGAGAAAAUGAUCACCAUUGAAGAAGCACUCGCUAGGCUGAAGGAAUACGAAGCCCAGCAUCGGCAGUCAGCUGCCUUGGACCCUGCCGACUGGCCCGAUGGCUCCUAUCCGACACUGGAUGGCUCGUCCACCUGCAAUUCAAGAGAACAGUCAGAUGAAGAGACGGAGGAGUCGGUGAAGUUUAAGAGGUUACACAAGCUGGUGAACUCUACUCGAAGAGUCAGAAAGAAGCUCAUUAGGGUGGAGGAAAUGAAAAAGCCCAGCCCUGAAGGUGGAGAGGAGCAUGGGUUUGAGAAUUCCCCGGCCCUGGAUGAAAGAUCCGCACUCUACUCUGGAGUGCACAAAAAGCCAUUUUUCUGUGAUGGCACCCCGGAGAAACCUCCUGAAGAUGACUCGGAUUCCCUCACCGCAUCUCCAUCGUCUAGCAGCCUGGAUACUUGGGGAGCUGGCCGGAAGUUGGUCAAAACCUUCAGCAAAGGAGAGAGUCGGGGCCUGAUUAAGCCCCCUAAGAAGAUGGGGACGUUCUUCUCCUAUCCAGAAGAAGAAAAGGCCCAGAAAGUGUCCCGCUCCCUCACGGAGGGGGAGAUGAAGAAAGGCCUUGGGUCCUUGAGUCAUGGGAGAACUUGCAGUUUCGGUGGAUUCGACCUGACAAACCGUUCCCUGCAUGUUGGCAGUAAUAGUUCGGACCCUAUGGGUAAAGAGGGAGAUUUUGUGUACAAAGAGGUAAUCAAAUCGCCCACCGCCUCCCGCAUCUCUCUUGGGAAAAAGGUGAAGUCCGUGAAAGAGACAAUGAGGAAGAGAAUGUCUAAAAAGUAUAGCAGCCCUGUCUCUGAGCAGUCCAGGACCCCAACCCAUGGAAUGACACCCACAGUUAAGGACUCGGGGCUUGAUGGAAUGCCCGCCUCCCCUGCCUCUGUAAAGCCUGACUCAGAACACGUGGACAAGCCCAAGCUCAAAGCCGGGGGCUCUGUAGAGAGCCUUCGGAGUUCUCUGAGUGGCCAGAGCUCGAUGAGUGGUCAGACUGUGAGUACCACCGAUUCCUCCACCAGCAACAGGGAAAGCGUCAAGUCAGAGGAUGGUGACGAUGAAGAGCCGCCCUACCGGGGCCCCUUCUGUGGGCGUGCCCGUGUGCACACCGACUUUACCCCCAGCCCUUAUGACACAGACUCUCUGAAGCUCAAGAAAGGAGAUAUCAUUGAUAUAAUAAGCAAGCCACCCAUGGGUACCUGGAUGGGCCUGUUGAACAACAAAGUCGGCACAUUCAAGUUCAUCUAUGUGGAUGUGCUAAAUGAGGAUGAGGAGAAGCCCAAGCGUCCUGCCAGGAGGAAGAGGAAGGGAAGGCCACCCCAGCCGAAGUCUGUGGAGGAUCUCCUAGAUCGGAUCAACCUAAAAGAACACAUGCCUACUUUCUUGUUCAAUGGCUAUGAAGACCUGGAUACCUUCAAGCUCCUGGAGGAAGAAGACUUAGAUGAAUUAAACAUCAGGGACCCAGAACACAGAGCAGUUCUCUUGACAGCAGUGGAGCUGUUACAGGAAUAUGACAGUAACAGUGACCAGUCCGGGUCCCAGGAGAAGCUGCUGGUGGACAACCAAGGGCUGAGUGGAUGUUCCCCGCGGGAUUCUGGAUGCUACGAGAGCAGCGAGAACUUGGAAAAUGGGAAAGCUCAGAAACCCAGCGUUCUGUCUACCAAGUCAUCCACAGAGUCCAACUUAAAGUCUUUCAACAGGAGUCAGCCAGGCAAUUACCCGACGUUGCCAUUAACAAAAUCAGUGGAGGUUCGCAAGCAGGCAGAGGAAGACAGGCUGGGACGGGGCAUAGCCCCGGACAUCGCCAAGAGCUGUGAUGUGCCCUGUGUGUCUGGCUUGAAUAAAAACCGAAGGAGCCUCCCCGCCUCCAUCUGUCGCAGCUGUGAAACCCUGGAGGGUCCUCAGCCAGUGGAAAGUUGGCCCCGAUCCCAUUCCCUGGAUGACCUUCAGGGAGAGGUAGAUGCAGGAAAGGAUGUGCCUACCGAGGUGCAGGAAGCCUGUCCUCAGAAUGUACCAGAAGUGCCACAGAAGACAUCUGCCUGCACCUCCGAGGCUCUGCCCCGAAGCCGAGAUCCUAUUGCGGAAGACAUGAUGCUUCUGACCCAAAGCAAGAGAUUUUCUGACCCCCCGAAAAUGAUGGCUAAGAAACUGGAUGGGUCCCCAGUGGCCUCUAACCUUGGCGUAUGUCCUCCUCAGUGUGUGCCCAGAAAUUUCGAGGCUCAGCCUCCAGUUAAACCCGGCUUAACAAGGACGUCUCUUGAGGGUCACAGGAAAGGACAGGACCACCACCCCCUGGGCACCAAAGGAGGGGUAGAUGUGGAACAGAAUGCCCCUGAGACCAGGACGCAGCCCAGACAUCCUUCGCAGCCCCCUCCCGUGCCUGCCAAGAAGAGUCGAGAGCGCCUGGCCAAUGGCCUGCACCUGGUUCCCAGCCUGGAGGCGCCCACCCUGCCGCUGAAAAAGGCCAGCCCCACCAGCCCCUGUGACUGUCCCUCUCCCCGGGAACCUAGGCCUCCCUCGGGGACUGAGCCCGGCAGCCCAGUCUGUGCCAGACCUCCACCCUGGCUGGCGGAGCUGCCUGAAAGCACCAGCCUACAAGAACACGGUGUGAAGCUGGGCCCAGUGCUGAGCAGGAAGGUUUCCUGCGUCCGGGGCGUGGACCUGGAGAUGCUCACCGAGAGCAAGCUGCAGGCCGAGGGCAUUGAUCUCACUGAGGAGCCCUACUCUGAUAAGCAUGGCCGUUGUGGGAUCCCCGAAGCUCUGGUACAGAGAUAUGCCGAGGACUUAGAUCAGCCCGUGAGGGAUGUCGCCACCAAUAUGGACCAGAUCCGGGUGAAGCUGCUUCGGAAGCAGCAUCGGAUGGCGAUCCCAAGUGGCGGGCUCACAGAAAUCUGCAGGAAGCCCCUCUCUCCAGGCUGUGUGGCAUCCAUGUCGGAUUGGCUCAUUUCCAUUGGCCUGCCCAUGUACACCAGCACCCUUUCCGACGCAGGGUUCAGCAUGCUGAGCCAAGUGCCUUCCCUGUCCCACACUUGCCUUCAGGAGGCCGGCAUCACAGAGGAGCGACAUAUAAGGAAGCUCGUAUCCGCAGCCAGACUUUUCAAACUGCCACCAAGCCCUGAGGCCAUGUAGCCAGGCCUGCCAUGGCCUUCCCUGGACAAAAGCCAGCCUUCCACUGUGCUUACGAAGCUGAUACAAUCCCGCCAUAUCUGCUGGGGUUGACCCGAUCCAGAAGGAAAGUCCCUAGCCGGGCUCACGAAUAGCAGGAUUAGGACGCGAACCGAGGAAAAAUACCCCCCUGCCCCAAGGAAAUCGGUGUGGUUCUCCGUGAUCCCCAAAGGCAAGACAAGCACUUAGUUUUGUUUUCAGACACAAAAGAGCCAAGAUGCCAAGUUAUUGCAAAACAGUGUGCGUCCAUCCAGUCUGCCUUUGUGCUGGCAGAGUGGCUAGGAGGAAAGGACAAGGCAGCCCGUUCGCAUCUGAUCAUGCCCUUGCCUAUCUGUCGGUCACCCCGCUGGAUGCCGGAGCCCGACGGGCUGAGCUAGGCCAAAGCAACAAACUCUGGAGUUACUGUACACUAUUGACCAUACUCAUUUGUUCAGAAGUGAAAACAGCUGACUACUACACCAAGAACAGAACAGUCCUACUCUCCUGUAGAUACACAAGAGACGGUUUAAUUGCUUUCUAGCAAUUAGCUUUUAUUUGCCUUAAUAUAAACUUUUAAUCAGUUAUCUUAUCUAGUGUCAGCAACCCUUAACCCUAGUUUUAAGUCUUCAGCUUAAACUGCCAUCUAAUGUAUUUGGGGUGUUUCCAGCAAAAA